Sorex araneus (European shrew) is the source of this 3837-nucleotide messenger RNA. RefSeq names its product homeostatic iron regulator (gene HFE). Gene Ontology annotation, biological process: antigen processing and presentation of endogenous peptide antigen via MHC class Ib; regulation of iron ion transport; positive regulation of T cell mediated cytotoxicity. The record is from RefSeq and is a predicted model, not a curated record. Gene Ontology annotation, molecular function: transferrin receptor binding. Bases 265 to 1353 code for a protein of 362 amino acids. Gene Ontology annotation, cellular component: external side of plasma membrane. NCBI's taxonomy places the organism in Eukaryota, Metazoa, Chordata, Mammalia, Eulipotyphla, Soricidae. The transcript has 6 exons.
CGCACCGGCCCCCGCCCCCACAGCCCCCCUGCACGUCCCAUCUGAACGCUCCAGCCCGGCCGGCGCUGGGGCCGCGGGAGGGCGAGUUCAGGUCCAGAAAAAUCCAUCUCGCCAAAGGCCCGGAAAAGGAUCCCCCGGGGCAGGAAGUUUUAUCCGCGAUGCCCGCAGCCCCGGCAAAGGCCCGGGGGUGACUCCCUGGGCCGGGGAACUUCCCUGUCCGGCACGAGCCGCACACGCGCCGGGACGCGCAGUCCGAGCCGGGACAUGGGCCGGCGGCGCCCGCGGUUCCUGUGGCUUCUGUGGCUCUUGUGGCUCCUGCGGCUCCAGCCCAGCGCGGCCGCAAAGGGGCGUCCGCCGCGAUCACACUCUCUGCACUACCUCUUCAUGGGUGCCUCCGAAUGGGACCUUGGGCUGUCCCUGUUUGAGGCGCUGGGCUAUGUGGAUGACCAGCUGUUCGUGGCCUACAAUCACGAGAGUCGCCGGGCAGAGCCACGCGCCCAGUGGAUCUCAAGGGCUGCCACGAGCUCGCUGUGGCUGACGCUGAGUCAGAGCCUGAAAGGGUGGGACCAUAUGUUCAUCGUGGACUUCUGGACCAUCAUGGACAACUACAACCACAGCAAGGCAACGAAGCUGGGGGUGUUGGCGGAGUCCCACACCCUGCAGGUGAUGCUGGGCUGUGAGGUGCGGGAGGACAACAGCACCACGGGCUUCUGGAAGUACGGGUACGACGGGCGGGACCACCUCGACUUCCGGCCCGAGACGCUGGACUGGACGGCGGCCGAGCCCAGGGCCCAGGCCACCAAGCGGGAGUGGGAAGUGACCAAGAUCCGGGCCAGGCAGAACAGGGCCUACCUGGAGAGAGACUGCCCCGAGCAGCUGCGCCAGCUGCUGCAACUCGGGAGACGGGAUUUGGAGCGGCAAGUGGCACCUGCGGUGAAAGUGACUCGGCACAUAGCCCCUGCCGCGACCACUCUGUGGUGUCAGGCUCGGAGCUUCUACCCCCCGAACAUCACCAUCAAGUGGCUGAAGGACAGGAAGUUGCUGGACGCCCGGGACAGCGGGCCUCAGGACGUGCUGCCCAGCGGGGACGGGACCUACCAGGGCCGGGUGGCCUUGACCGUGCCCCUGGGGGAGGAGCAGAGAUACUCCUGCCAGGUGGAGCACCCAGGCCUGGACCAGCCCCUCGCUGCCGCCUGGGAGCCCUCGCCGUCCAGUGCCCUGGUCAUCGGAGUCACUAGUGCCAUCGCUGUUUGCGUCAUUAUCCUCUUCGUCGGCGUUCUGCUCAGAGUCUCGAGGAAGAGGCAGACUUUGAGAGGAGCCCUGGGGGACUACGUCUUAACUGAAUGCGAAUGAGCUGGAGGAGCUGGGAGGAGGGAUGCCUGGGAACGUCUUGCUUCAGGGAUGCACAGGACAGCGGAAACUCCACCCAACUCUCAACCAUCCUCACUCACUCUCAAGACACUUGCCCUGCGCUGGAGAGACGGUACAGCGGGUAGGGUACUUGCCCUGCACACAGCCCACCCGGGCUUGAAUCCCAGCCCCUUGUGUGGUUGGUUCCCCGAUCACUCCUCCAGAUGUGCUCCUUGAGCCCAGAGACGGGAGUUAGCCCUGAGCUGGGCCACAUGUGGCCCCCAAGCCAACCAAACACGUUCCCCACUUAGCCACUUGUUUGCUCCUGUGGUACCAGACCCAAGGCCUCACACAUACUCGCCCACCCUCCCUACAGCUUUCGGGUCCCUCUGUCCUCAACACCCCAACCCUGACCGCCCUCAAAGACCCAACUCUCAGGACUGUCUUCAUUUCCCACAUCUUCCCGGCCCAUAUGCGCAUCUGUCCUCUGUCUCCCUUUGGGAGGGGCUCUGGGGGGUGGGGGGAUUACAGUGUUUUUAAGUGUCUGAGGGAGGCGAUGGCCUUUGCUCUCAGACAAGCUUGGAUUCCUCCCUCAGCCCUGCACACACAUACACACCUUCCCUGGGCUGUUCAGGUUCCCUUUAGGCCUGUGAUUCAGUAAUUCAAGCUCCGUGGGUAUCUCCAGCUGGCUGCCCCCGCCACCAACCAUCCCGCUGUGCCCACCCAUGGGUGUCUGUGCAAAUCAAUGCAAAGUGGGGAAAGUGUCUGGAGAAGGGGUGCCUUCUUCGAAGUUUCCCAGAGUCGCCCCAUAGUUUUCCUCAGAUUAAUACUACCUGCAUUUAUGCUUCUCUGUAUGCCCCACUUAGAUGUUCUGUUUGCCUUCUCCUUGUUCCAAUUAUAGAAAAACACACACACACACACACACACACACACACACACACACACACACAAAGCAAGGGCUGGACAGAUAGUACAGCAGGUAAGGUGUUUGCCUUGCACAUGGCCAACCCAGGUUCAACAUGGUCCCCUGACCUCAGAAGCAGGAGUAAGCUCCAAGCACCACCAGGUGUGGUCCAAACCCAAAAGCAUUUAAAAAAAAAAAAAAGAUGGUUUUGAUAAUGUGGCUGAAACUUAGAAAAAUAGUGCUUAUUUGGUAACAGAUUCAGUUCUGAGCAUCAAUUCACCUUCUUUAUCACAUGGAAUUUAUUUUUUGGGUGGAGGCAGUGGACACAGCUGUACUCGGACCCUGCUCAGCUCAGGGAACCACAAGGUGCUAAAAAUCAAACCCAGGGCGUCAACACAAGGCAUGAACUCUCCCACGGGGCCACAUCCUCAACCACAGUAGGAAGGUCUUGAGGUAGAUACUGUUGGUCUCAUUUGUCACAAUUUUUUUUUCUUUUUUCAGUCACACCCAGCAAUACACAGGGGCUAUUCCUGGCUUUGCACUCAGGAAUUACUCCUGGUGGUACUGGGGAGACCAUCUGGGAUGCUGGGAAUCAAACCCAUGUCAGCCGUGUGCAAGGCAAACACCUUACCCACUGUCCUAUAGCUCCAGCCCCUUGGUUGUAUUUUGGAUGAAGGUGUUGAGAGCCUCCGUUUGUCAGGGAUCAAAGACACGGUUCAGCCGUGGGUCUGGUUUUUGGCCCACCCAUACAUGCUUCCAGCCCCUGGAGGAAACAGAGAAGGGAGACGACGGCUCUGCUUUGCCGUUCAACUGUCUUCUAGCUCGACUCUGUGCAUCUGAGGCCGGAGGCCAGCACUGCGACUGGUGGGAUGGGUUGGGUUAGUCGCUGUGUUGGAACCCGAGGGUGCCCCUCCACUGUGUCACCACUCACCUUGUAAACUGGAGCCACUGUGUUCGAGAUGAUAAGACACAUUUCCACAGACUGCAGGAUAUCCCACGGGUUCCCAGGGCCCUUGGAGCUGGUUCUCAUCUCCAGCUGGGCUUUUUGUUUAAAAAAAAAAAAAAAAUUAAGCAAAUCACUCAGGAAUCCCUGGAUUCUGGGAAUGUAAUUCAUCUGACAUUCCAAAGAGGACUAACAACUGACCCUUGUGCUUCUGUUGCUACAAACUGGAACAAGUCAUCUGGGACGACAAGCAAAUCCGGAGACCAACUGACUCCAGUGCUCAUCUGGUAUAGACUAUUGGUUCCAGGAGGUUGCGACUAUUUUUUCUAAAUCAUUUGUUCUGGGAACAAAAGCCAAGUGACUAAAAGGAACAUAACUGGUUUUGUGUAGAAAAGUUGAAAUUUGUAAUUGAAAUAGUCCUUCCAUUCGCCAUUGAUAAGCUCCACAGACAUUUAUGUACUUCCUUUCAGUGUUGAACCAUCUCAGAUGAAACAAGUCUAUCUCUCUUAAUCACUCACACAGCAGGAUUUACCUAAAAUUUUGCCUAUCUUAUGUAAUCAAUUUAAUCAUUAAUCAUGUCUUGGAGGAAAAUUGAUAUUGUUUUUAGUUUUUUAACAUUUGGUCUUACGGACUAUUUUCA